Messenger RNA from Danio rerio (zebrafish), 3852 nucleotides. Lineage: Eukaryota; Metazoa; Chordata; Actinopteri; Cypriniformes; Danionidae. The record is from RefSeq and is a predicted model, not a curated record.
CUUAACCAAACAGCGUCAUCAUGACGCGCUGUCCCUUUAACAUCUGAGCCGAUUUGAGUGGGGCCAACAUGUUAGAGUUCUCCUCCCCUUAAUGGAUUAUUCACAAGUUCAGUCCCUCAAGGCUUCUGAACGAACCGUUUGACAACAGGCCAAAUAGCCUACUUCGCAUAACGCGCUAGGGACCCAUGGUUUUGUGGGGACGUUGUUUAGUUCGGUCUGUGUGCCGUUAGGAAUCGAGGAGAGCAACAGGUGAAAUGCUACGAGUGCGCAGACAAAGUAUAGUCAAUAGGAUGGGUACAUUCACAGACGACUAGGAUCGUGAAGAAAUGCUUGGCUUGUCUUCUGUGCGCACAGUGAAUGGAGGUAGGCCUGCUUUACGCCUCAUGAUAAGUCAUACUGUAAUGUCGCAACAUAUGCCCUAGAUAUAGGUCAAGUACCGUUAUGGUGUGGUGACUCAAACAAAGAGGGAUGGACGGAACAAAGUGACACCCUUACCGGGAGGCUGCGCGGAAAACGCUUUCUGUAGUGUGGACUAAUAAUAACUGACGCUUAAUGGUGCGCUAAUAGUCAUUUGUUUGGAGGCGCUGCAUCAUCAUGGUGGUUGAAAGGACACUUCUCGCUGCGAGGCAAGGGGAUGUGCAAACUCUGAAAGUACAAUUCGCGGAGAAAGUACUCAACGGCGACGUGAAAGAUGUGCUGGGAGCGACUCCCGUACACCACGCCGCCCGAGCAGGGAAGCUCACCUGUCUGCGGUAUUUGGUGGAUGAAGCGGGUUUACCGGCGAACAGCCUGGCGAGAAACGGCGCGAGUCCUGCGCAUGACGCCGCAGCCACGGGCAACCUGACCUGCCUGCAGUGGCUCGUGACGCAUGGAGGAUGUCGAGCGGCUGAUAAGGACAGCUCUGGGGCGACUGUCCUGCAUCUGGCGUCUCGAUUCAGCCAUCAUGAGAUCAUCGAUUGGUUGCUCAAAAGUGAGGAGGGGGAUCCUACUGUUGCCACGGAUACGGGGGCGUUGCCUGUUCAUUAUGCUGCCGCUAAAGGGGACUUACCCUCGCUAAGGCUGCUAUUGGAACACAGCCCACAAGUUGUCAAUUUUCAAACCAAGAAUGGUGCCACACCACUAUACCUUGCAUGUCAGGAGGGCCACCUGGAAGUUGUCCAGUACCUGGUGAAGGACUGCGGGGCGGAGCCAAGUAUUAGAGCCAAUGAUGGGAUGACACCACUGCACGCUGCUGCCCAGAUGGGACACAACACUGUCAUUGUCUGGCUGAUGAGUUUCACAGAGAUCAGCCUGUCUGACAGAGACAAUGAUGGGGCCACUGCCAUGCACUUUGCCGCCAGCCGCGGCCAUGCCAAGGUUCUCAGCUGGCUUCUUCUGCACGGCGGGGAAAUAAUGACAGACAGCUGGGGUGGGACGCCUCUUCAUGACGCAGCUGAGAAUGGAGAGCUGGAGUGCUGUCAAAUUCUCGUGGUAAAUGGAGUGGAUCUGGGCAUACGGGAUCAGGAUGGGUUCUCAGCAGCGGAUCUAGCUGAAUACAACGGGCAUCAACAGUGUGCCAAGUAUCUUCGCACUGUCGAAAACAUGAGCGUGGAACAUCGAGUCUUAUCAAGGGACGCUUCGGCAGAUUUGGAGUAUAAGCAACCAGACUCAGGCCUGUCCUCUCCCAACGCUACCCUGCCCAACCCAGCACCCCCUGCAGGCCACUUUGACAUCUGCUCACCCUCAAGCUCAUUGUCCAAUUACGACUCGGCGAACUCCAGCCAAUCCAGUACUGGAGAGAAAAGGAGCGGUUCACCUCCCUCACGCGUACCAACAGGAGGCACAGAUUCAGCCAUUACUGACAUGCAGACCUAUAUGGACAUGCUCAAUCCUGAUGAAGCAUGUGGUUCCCAUAAUGCGAAAGAGGCUGCACACCUGCCGCCCCCUCCUACAUUUCCUCCACCCCCACCGCCAUCAAAUCCUUCCCAUAUCCCACCUCCACCUCCUGCCUACCCCGCACCCAACCCACCUGAGGAGGAGGAGGUGUCCGCUGAAUACUUGAAGGUGAAGAGGAACCUUCGCAGAGUCGACAAUGAUGUAGUCAAAAAGGAGCAGCUGAAUCCUGGCGAGAACCACGAAAGACUUCGAAGAGUUGACUCAAACCGAAAGUCUCGAAGUUUCAGCAAGCAGCCCAGCACUGGGGACUACUAUAAAACCCUGGGUAGCGAUACCACGGACCAGCAGCCCAGCAGAGCCAUGGCACCUAAUGAGGAGGGUUCUGCACUGUUGGAGGAGGCGGCAGACACAGCACCUGCCCCAGAGAAUGGAACGGGAACCACAGAAGAUCUACCGCUUCCUCCACCUCCACCUCCUCCACCUGCAAGCACCUUUAUCCCGGCUCCACCUCCUCCUCCACCUCUUCCAUCAGAGCUGCCCCCUCCUCCCCCACCCUCCACCACCACACCGGCCGCUGCCCAACGGCGCAUGUCUUCAUCCUCCAACAAAGGGCAUCUGUCCUCUACGCAUCUUUCUCCCUCUGUCGCUCCUGCUCCAGAAACACUCCGUCAGAGAAAGAGCAAUAAAUCCUUCAACAUGAUGUCCCCUACUGGAGAUAAUUCUGAGCUUCUGGCCGAAAUUAAAGCUGGGAAGAGUCUAAAGCCGACACCUCACAGUAAAGGCUACACGACCGUCUUUUCGAACAGCGGCACACCAGGAAACAAUGGGGAAAGUCCAUCAUCGCCGCCAGAGCCUCUGCCAAAACCCAACGACACCCAAUCCGCGAAGCCAGAAUCUCCACCGCCUGCUUGUCCACCGACGCCACCCAAUCCCACAGCCAGCAGGUCGUCACCCCAGAACCUGUCCACUUCACAGAGCAGCGACCAGCUCACAGCUGCGGUCAACGGUAACACGUCUGUCGUCCAGAACAAGACCAGCGUGGUGGACGUGGAGAGUUUGGUGCCCACGCACGACGAGCAGGGCCGAGCCAUUCCAGAGUGGAAGAGGCAGGUGAUGGUCCGAAAACUGCAAGUGAAGAUGCAGGAGGAGGAAGAGAACAAGAGAAAGGCUGAAGAAGAGGCGGCUCGUCUGGCAUCCUUACCUGCGUGGAGGAGAGACAUCAUGAAGAAAAAAUUGGAGGAAGAGAAUGGUAAGAUGGAACAGAAAAGAAAAGAUGAAGAACAACGGCGGAUGGAGAAGGAGAGUGAGGAGAAGUCAGAACUGGAGCGACUACGAACGCUAGGCUAUGAUGAAACCAAGCUGGCGCCGUGGCAAAAGCAGAUCAUUUUAAAGAAAGGAGACAUAGCGAAACAGUAGUAAACUCACAGUCAUCGAAGCCCCUCUUGCACAACUUUUUCGCUGACAUACAGUGUUUUGCGAAAAGCCUUUGCGGAGUCUGUGAAAAUGGGAAGAAAUUUGAAUAAAUAAGAGAGAUUGUACAAAUUGGAUAAUAUUUUUUCAUUUAGUACUGUGCUGGGUAAGAAAAUUUUACAUAAAAGAUGUUUACAUCUAUCUACUUGACAGACAAAAUUUUUUUAAAUAACUCAAAAGCAAAAAAAGCUGUGAAGCCUUUUUCAUUCAGUUUCUUUUCGGCUUAGUCUCUAUAUUAAUCUGGGGUCGCCACAGCGGAAUGAACCACCAGUUUGUGAAGCCUUGGAUCUUAAUACUGUUGUUCUGAACUUAUCCUGUAGAUUCUUCAACUUUUCCGCCGCAUUUUGCAUAUUUUAAUCCUUUCCCGAAGUAAUUUUUUGAUUUUUAAGAUCCAUAUUUUCACACUGAGGACAACUGAAGAACUCAAGCACAGCUAUUUUUAAAAUGUUUAAAGGCUUAGUUCACCCAGAAAUCUAAAAUUCUGUAAUCAUUUACUCAUCCUCCUCU